Homalodisca vitripennis (glassy-winged sharpshooter) is the source of this 431-nucleotide messenger RNA. Its product is annotated as serine/threonine-protein phosphatase 2B catalytic subunit beta isoform-like. Lineage: Eukaryota; Metazoa; Arthropoda; Insecta; Hemiptera; Cicadellidae. Gene Ontology annotation, biological process: calcineurin-mediated signaling. The annotation marks the transcript as partial. The transcript has 3 exons. Gene Ontology annotation, cellular component: calcineurin complex; cytoplasm. Gene Ontology annotation, molecular function: calmodulin-dependent protein phosphatase activity; calmodulin binding. The record is from RefSeq and is a predicted model, not a curated record.
GUACCGAAUGUAUAGGAAAAAGUCAGACGACAGGCUUUCCUUCCCUCAUCACAAUCUUCUCAGCUCCAAACUAUCUAGAUGUCUAUAACAACAAGGCUGCAGUGCUGAAGUACGAGAACAACGUGAUGAACAUCCGACAGUUCAACUGCUCUCCUCACCCGUAUUGGCUGCCCAACUUCAUGGAUGUCUUCACCUGGUCACUGCCGUUUGUUGGAGAGAAAGUGACGGAGAUGUUGGUGAACGUGCUGAACAUCUGCUCGGACGACGAACUUAUGUCAGAUGGAGACGACGCAUUAGAAGAAGGUACGUCAUCAUUUUGUACAUUGCAAUUAUCUUAUAAUACGCAUACUGGGUUAUAUUUAUUUUGGUUAUAUGUAUUUUGCCUUAAACGAUCAUUAAUAUAUUUACUUUUAUAAAAUAGUAGCAAAAUA